Messenger RNA from Gossypium raimondii (Peruvian cotton), 1009 nucleotides. RefSeq names its product multiple organellar RNA editing factor 3, mitochondrial. Gene Ontology annotation, biological process: cytidine to uridine editing; mitochondrial mRNA modification. Gene Ontology annotation, cellular component: mitochondrion. The transcript has 4 exons. The coding region runs from base 100 to 732 and encodes 210 amino acids. The record is from RefSeq and is a predicted model, not a curated record. Lineage: Eukaryota; Viridiplantae; Streptophyta; Magnoliopsida; Malvales; Malvaceae.
ACAAUAAAUCGUUGGAACCGGUGACCUACAUUAUAGUCACAAUCUAGUAGCGUCGAAGAAACAAGGCUUAUUAUCAGAGAGAACCAGCGUUGCCGGAAAAUGGCUUCCGUCAAUGCCCGACGAUCUCUAUCAACCCUUCUAAGCCGCGCCCUCUCUUCUUCUUCUUCCUUUCCUUCCCAUUCUCGCCUCACAGUUGCUCUCCUCAACAAAACCCCAGUUUUUACCCCCCAAGCAACCAAAAUCCAGACCCGAACCAAGACAUCCGCGUCCGGUUACUCGCCUUUGAACGAUCCAUCUCCUAACUGGAGUAACCGACCGCCGAAAGAAACGAUUCUCCUCGAUGGCUGUGAUUAUGAGCAUUGGCUUAUCGUUUUGGAAUUCCCAGAAGACCCAAAACCUUCCGAAGAAGAAAUGAUCGAUGCCUACGUUAAAACCCUCGCUUCUGUUGUCGGCAGUGAAGAGGAAGCAAAAAAGAGAAUAUACUCUGUUUGUACAACGAGGUAUACUGGGUUUGGUGCUUUGAUUUCUGAGGAGUUGUCUUAUAAAGUUAAAGGGUUACCUCAUGUACUCUGGGUUUUACCGGAUUCGUAUCUCGAUGUUCCGAACAAAGAUUAUGGAGGUGAUUUGUUUGUUGAUGGGAAAGUCAUUCAUAGACCACAAUAUACAAGCUCGGUGCAGCCAUCCAGCGGCAGCAGAGUUCGAGGACGUGGUGAUAGGCAUAUAAGAAGAUAACCUUUUCGAGACUAUGGUAACAAGAAACCGAUCACCACCGCCAUCUACAUCUUCUUCCCUUUCUUAGGUUCACCGUGUUGGUCUGGGCUUUUCCUUGAUUUAGGAGACUUUUAGAGUAAAAUGCUAUUGGUUGACAUAUAUCUUGUUUGAUGGUGAUGAGUUCAUACAUGUUUAUCUAGCAUAUUUAUGAAAGUUGGGAAAUAUGAACAUUUGCAUCAAUGUUGGUUGAAAUCUUAUAUGGACAGGUAAGUGUAUGAUACGAGUAUGUUUUUGUAUA